GCAGUCAAGUUCAAUAUUUAAAACAAGACGGUCAUGUUUCCCUUAACGGCUACAUAUUACAAUCCUCAGAAAAAACUCUGGUCCGGGCCAGAGAAAAAAGAUUUAUAUAAUGAAAAUAUGACAUUGGGAGAGGUAACAUACUUGGAGUUCGUUAAAAAUCCACAAAAAGUUAUACAAAUCAAUGAUACGACAAAGGAGCAAAUGACAGCUCAAGAAUUUCUCCUGCAUGUUAGAGCUCUGAGUAAAAAUUUAUUAAAAAUGGGACUUAAGGCAGGUGAUGUUGUGGGUAUGUAUGCCAACAAUGCUACUCAUACAGCAACAAUUAUGAUGGCCGCCUAUUUGUGUGGUACUCCGGUAAAUGCUCUAUAUCCUGGUUUCGAUAAAGAUAAUGUGCAACUAAUCUAUAAAGUUACAACACCCAAAAUUAUAUUUUGUGAUGUAGAAAAUUAUGAAAUUGCUUUCAAGGUUUGUAAGGAUUUAAAUUUAAAAAUUCCAAUCUAUACAUUAAAUGGUGAAAUCAAGGGAGUGUCUAGUAUAUUGAGUUUAGUAAAAACGGAAACCGAGUCUCUAAAUGAACCUUUCGAAUUUCCCUGUGUCAACUUAAAAGGCGAUGAUACUGCCAUUAUUUUAUGCUCAUCUGGCACGACCGGUACACCUAAAGGUGUACUCUGUUCUCAUCGGGCGUUACUUAAUCAACCGGUUUAUCUCAACCUCAAAUCCGAUUCAGUUUUGUGCACUUUUAGUACCAUGUAUUGGGCUUCUGGACUUUGGAACUUAAAUGCUUCUUUAAUAAAUUGUUGUUUAAGAAUUAUAACUAAUAAAGCAUUCACACCUGAAUACUUUCUGCAGUUGAUCGAACGUCAUCAGAUCACUCAUAUGAUAACGAAUGGUAGUCAUAUGGCUGAACUGGUAAUGUACGAUGAUGUUGCAAAAAUACAAAAAUCUCUGGCUAGUAUUGAUACAUUUGUAGUUGGUGGUUCCAAAGUGCCAUUGAUUGUACAAGAAAAAAUGAUAGAUAUAAUGAAAGUAAACAAUAAACGUCCCGGCUUUGGUGUGGCCUAUGGUAUGUCUGAGCUAUCGACUAUGCUUUCGUUUAAUGGUGGUUAUAUAUGUGAGCAAAAAGUGGGUUCGGAGGGUAAAUUGACUGCCAACAAGCAAGUCCGCAUCAUUAAUAAGGAAGGCGAUUUUCUGGGGCCCAAUGAACAUGGUGAAAUUAUUAUCUAUACACCUUACCAGUGGUUUGGCUACUAUCGUAAUGAGGAUGCCUACAAGAAAGCUUAUAAAGACAAUUGGUUAUAUACCGGCGAUAUUGGUUUCUUUGAUGAUGAUGGUUUCUUGCAUGUUUGUGCUCGUGAUAAUGACGUUUUUAAAGCUCGCAACUUUCAAAUCUAUCCACAACUUAUAGAAGAUAUUGUGGUACAAGUACCAGGUGUUUUUGAGGCUUGUGUUUUCGGUAUACCCGAUUUAGUGGCAUCACAUUUAAUUACUUGCGCUGUAGUUCGAAAAGAUGACGACAGUGGCCGCAAACUAACGGCCAAAGAAAUUAUUUCUUUUGUUGAAUCAAAAAUGGGCAGUAUGUAUCAUUUAACGGGUGGAGUAUAUUUUAUAGAUGCCAUACCUAAAACCGGUUCGGGUAAAGUACAAAGGCGUAAAGUUUUGGAUGUUGUGCUUGACAUGAAGGAUAAAUAAAUGUAUUUUAAUUAGAAGAUAAGAAUAUUUGUAGAUAAAUUGUAAUUAAUAAAUAUUUAUAGUGAAAUUAGAUGAA
This is a messenger RNA of Lucilia cuprina (Australian sheep blowfly), 1765 nucleotides long. RefSeq names its product probable CoA ligase CCL7. Gene Ontology annotation, molecular function: long-chain fatty acid-CoA ligase activity. The record is from RefSeq and is a predicted model, not a curated record. NCBI's taxonomy places the organism in Eukaryota, Metazoa, Arthropoda, Insecta, Diptera, Calliphoridae. Gene Ontology annotation, biological process: fatty-acyl-CoA biosynthetic process; long-chain fatty acid metabolic process. Bases 34 to 1689 code for a protein of 551 amino acids. The transcript is spliced from 4 exons.